Messenger RNA from Larimichthys crocea (large yellow croaker), 1362 nucleotides. RefSeq lists its product as uncharacterized. The transcript is spliced from 5 exons. The coding region runs from base 464 to 955 and encodes 163 amino acids. NCBI's taxonomy places the organism in Eukaryota, Metazoa, Chordata, Actinopteri, Sciaenidae. The record is from RefSeq and is a predicted model, not a curated record. Gene Ontology annotation, molecular function: DNA binding.
CUCGUUUGUUGACUGUAACGGUCGAAGUGAACGAGAACACAGAUUAUGAGCGUUUUUUUCCCGCUGAAGUAAACAUUUGACAAGUCGUUCACAAGUUAUAUGUCUUCUUAACACUCUUACACUAAAAUUACGUUUUACAGACACACAAAUCAGGAGGAAAUUUACUUUGUUGGAGAGCUGUGGCUGUUCUCAGCGGGAACGUACUCUCGCGAGAUCUUCGGUAGUAGUAGUAGUAGAGCACAAAAAACAUCCAUAGCAACCGGAUUUAACUUUUCUGUGGCAACGAUGGACACUGAUGAACAACCUGAAUACAAGUAACUCACAACUUUAAGUUCAUGUAUCUAUCCAGAAGGGAUUUUCCUUUCCCGCUCUGCAAAAAUGCAAAGAUUGCUGCACCCCGGCCAAAUUUCAUUGUCCGUUUUGUCUACCAACUUUUUACAAACCCACAAAAUACUCUAAAGCUAUGAUUCAUUUGGAAAACCAUCUAAAGAGAGCCAUCUUCAUUGGAGAGUACACAAUCCACAAAUGUGCACUGGGGUGCAGGACACAGGCACAUUACCACUGUUUGUACUGCAGAGCCACGCUGAUGAAAAAUCAUUUCACCACUCAUCUCUCAUGGUGCCUCAAGAGCCAACAGGGGCGAGGCCAAAACUUGUCCAACAUGCAGGAGAGUGACGGCAACCGUGACAACAUAAUCAUCCUGAAUUCAGGUGAACGAGGUGAAGAAGCAAGCAGCAGCAGCAGCCAGUCAGUGGUUCCCAUCGCGAUGAUGAGUGCAGACCAAGGCUCUUCUAAAUGUGACCGAUCUGUACAGACAAAUUUUGAAAAGCCACAAGACUGUGAUGAAUUUUACUUCAUGAGCCUUGUGAAAUUGUUUAAAAAGUUGUCCCCUCAGAAAAAAGCAGACGUCAGGAUGAAAAUCGAGAGGCUCCUCUUUGAAGCUGAGUUUGAGUAGGAAAGGGUUCUCUCUCACACACACACACACACACACACACACACACGCACACACCAGAAUAGUACGUAUUUUGUUUAAAAAAUGUAUGAAGCACAUUUUAAGUAACCUCACAAGUCUUUCACUUGAGGACAAAUCAUGACAUUUUUUUGGACUGUAUCUUUUUGGUAACCCACUGCAUCUUCAGUGGAGGUGAAAUACUGGAUUGUUCACAAGCUCUGGUGAAACGUGACUAUUCACUUGUUGCCUUAUGGGGCUCAUUUCACAUGCAAGAAGUAAUUUUUGCAACACAACUUCAUGACAACUUAUCAUGCUAAAUUUUAAAAUAUGUCAUUAAGCAGAACAAAUGUUGUACUUGUGACCAGUGACCCAGUAAAACUUGCACAUUUGUCAAAUAACUGGACACUUUA